AUGGUUUUCUUAAUCAAGAAAUGGGAAGAGCUUGAUUCCGGGGACCCUUGGGACAGUUUUAUUGAGCUUGUCAAAAAAAGGAAUAAGGAACUACAAGGUGUCCCGACCACUGGUUUCACCGUGACUUCAUCACAAUCAGAACAGGACCUCUCUUGGGUUUUGACAUCAGACACUGUGAUUCUCGUGGAUGAGGCACAGGUGACCUACAAUGAUGCUGCACUCUGGAACACAAUCAUCAAAGAAAGACAAAGUCUUACCUGUUUAUAUAAUUUUCGACUGUGUCUUUUCUGCUCUUAUGGCAGCCCGAGAACAGGCCCAGAUCAAACAUUCUUCACCCCAGUCACCCUUUUUGACGAACAACGUAUCUCAUUAACACCACAGAACCAGUCAUGCUCACCACCUAUUGGUCUAUUCUAUGACAAAGAAGAGUUCAAGGAUGUUCUUUCACGAUUACUUACAUACAAAUAUUCAGAAAGGUUCACUUUUGAUGAAAGUGCCGAGGACUACAUAUUUGCAUUAUCAAACGGCCAUCCAGGAGCAGUGGAAUCCAUAGUCAAUGUACUUUUCCAGAACUAUCGCCAUGACAUUAAGUAUGAGACCAUUAGAACCUUGACAGAAGACCAUGUCAUCUGGUUCCUGGAGGACACCGCCACAGUCUUUGACAAGCUUAGUAGAGAGUCAGUCAAUCGCUCUUUCCCUCAUAUAAAGAGGUGCACAAGCAAGAUUUUGAAAAUAUUGAACACAAUUACAGAGGAAGGGAGUAUUCCAUUUGAUAUCAAUGAUGCAGACAUCAAGUUCUGUUAUCAGAAUGGUUGGAUUCACAGGGUAGCUCUGGAUGGUGACAAUAUUGCAGUUCUGCCAUCGCGCUUACAUGAAAAAUACAUUGAAUAUUCAAUUGGCACAAUGUCACAGCCCCUGCCUGCCAGAUUCAACUCACUAACAAAAUUAUGCAAAGAAAUCCUCAGCAAAUUCUCCAUCAUGAACUUAAGGCACUCAGCUGAGGGCUGUCACAACCUGGCUUCUCUCGUAUCGUACCUAGGGUUCUAG
Aspergillus chevalieri is the source of this 1047-nucleotide messenger RNA. RefSeq lists its product as uncharacterized. Lineage: Eukaryota; Fungi; Ascomycota; Eurotiomycetes; Eurotiales; Aspergillaceae. The coding region runs from base 1 to 1047 and encodes 348 amino acids. The transcript has 3 exons. The record is from RefSeq and is a predicted model, not a curated record.